UUGGCAUAAUCGUAAUCGUGCCAUGCGACUGGAGGUCAAGCUGCAGGGCGACCGCGUCCGCCUCGUCCCGUACUCGGCCUGGCAUGUGGUCAAGUACCACGAGUGGAUGAAGGAUCCGUGGCUGCUAGAGAUGACCGCGUCCGAGCCGCUGUCGCUGCCGGAAGAGCAAGAGAUGCAGGUGACGUGGCGCGAGGACCCGACGAAGGCGACCUUUAUCGUCCACGACCAUGGCAAUGACGACGUCCGCGACGAAGACGAAGCCUCGAUGGCAGGCGACGUCAACCUCUUCUUCAACGACGAUGAAGAUCCGGCCAACUGCGAGAUUGACAUCAUGAUCGCCGAAGCCUCCAAGCGCGGGCUCGGUCUUGGGAAGGAAGCCGUGCUCUUGAUGAUGGCGUACGCCGUCGAGAAGAUGAACGUUCAUCGUUUCUACUCCAAGAUCAACGAGACGAACGAAGCGUCCUUGGGCCUCUUCCGCAAGCUCGGCUACAACGAGUGCAACUACGUCAAGGCCUUUCACGAGUAUGAGUUUGAGUUUCACGUGCAAGACGAGCAGCGCGUGAUGCUUGCUGAUAUCCUAUGUCGCACAAGUCUGUUGCCAAUGGCCAAGAAGGACUACUAAUCUAAAUGCAGGCUUCUCAUCUCCCGG
This is a messenger RNA of Saprolegnia diclina VS20, 649 nucleotides long. RefSeq lists its product as hypothetical. NCBI's taxonomy places the organism in Eukaryota, Oomycota, Saprolegniomycetes, Saprolegniales, Saprolegniaceae. Bases 23 to 622 code for a protein of 199 amino acids. Gene Ontology annotation, biological process: protein acetylation. The transcript has 2 exons. The record is from RefSeq and is a predicted model, not a curated record. Gene Ontology annotation, molecular function: N-acetyltransferase activity.